AAGGAGGAGGCGAGGCACUUCCCAAAGAAGAGAAGAGAAGAGAGACUUGAGUGAAUGAAGCUUGACUCCCACCGGGAGACGUUUCUCUUAGCCAAAACAACACAACGUCUCCUUUAUUGUGCACGUUUUUCUUUUCAACUUACUUUUUUUUUUUUGCAACGCUCGCGUGGAAAGGGCUCUGGCGCCACCUUCUCGUGUGCUUUUGCCUUCAACAGGUGUGAGUUCCUGAAAGCGCCAUGGAGGAGGGAAGCUGCUUUGGUUCAUUAUAGGCUGCUCACAAGUCGAUCUCUGCUUUGAGGACAAUACAAAUACAACAUAUACAUUUCCAGGAAAAGAACAUCACAGUCAGGAACUGUACAAGAGCUCACCAAGUUUGAGUCCAAGAGCGCAACCAUGUGCCAUGUGAUUGUAACGUGUCGCUCCAUGCUCUGGACGCUGCUCAGUAUCGUCACGGCCUUCGCCGAGCUCAUCGCUUUCAUGAGCCCCGAUUGGCUGUUGGGAUUCCCUCGCUCCGAUUCCGACGGGAACUCCAGCGAGUAUCGGCCCUCUCUGGGCCUCUACGCCCGCUGCCUGCGCCUCGACACUCGGGGAGGAGGGGUGAGCUGCGGGCCGUACGCUGGCUCCUUCGCCGAGGUGGCCAGCGGCUUCUGGCAGGCGGCCAUGUUGUUUCUGGCCGCGGGGAUAUUGGUGCUCACGGUGGUAGCCUGCGUGUCCAUCUUCAGUAUGUGCUUCCAAAGCAUCCUUAGGAAAAGCAUCUUCAACAUCUGCGGUCUGAUGCAGGCCAUUGCAGGACUCUUGCUCCUGGUGGGCCUCAUGCUCUACCCCGCCGGCUGGGGCUCCGAGAAGGUCAUUAGCUACUGCGGCGCCGAGGCUUCCCCCUUCAGGCCGGCUCUGUGCUCCCUCGGCUGGGCCUUUUACGCGGCCAUCGGGGGAACCCUGGCGACCUUUCUGUGCGCCGUUUUGUCGGCGCAGGCUGAGAUCGCCACCUCAGGCGACAAGGUGCAGGAGGAGAUAGAUGAGGGCAAGAGUCUCAUCUGCGUGCUGUGACAUCGCAGUCGUCCCGACGGAAGGGAGCAUGAACUUGUUGAGAUUAGGAUCUGGAGGUGAUGUAUUUUAUUUUUAUUCUUAUUAAAUAGUUGUUUUGGUACCUUAAUAAGCCCUGGUUAAGUUGAGAAAAAGACUUUUGCGCAUUUGCUGGCAAAGUGCAUACCACUGAAUCAGCACAAUCGAACAGAAGCAAUUCAAGAAACCAAUCAAUCCAAGGUAACCACUUUUCAUCCAAUUUAUCCCCCCAAAAUAUAUGACGUAUCUCACAAAAUUCAGAGCAACAAGCUGUCUAUUGAACAAUAUUAGACGUGAAGAGUGAUUUUCCGCCCCCUAGUGGUAAACGUUCACAAAUCUCGGGUCGCUUGCCAAUUGCCAACACACGAAAUGUGAACACAAAUUUAAACUGUGAAGUGUGUGUACUAAUAAUGUUUUAGAUGAAACUGUAAUUAAUGUGAACAUUAAUAUUGUGGUUGUAUUUACAGCGGUUGCAUUAUCAUCUUAAUGGAUUUUAAUUGGAUCCCAUUAUGCAUGUGUACCUAAUGUGGUGGCUGCAGAAUAAACAGAUUGAACAAUAAAUACAGACCACUAAAGAGUAAACAAUAGCUGUCCUCUAAAAUGGAUUACAUCAUUGGACAAGUGAUCUUCUUUCCAACUAUAAACAUGAGAAGUGUUAAUGUAGGAUUUUUUUGUCUGAGAGUGAGCAGAUGAGUGGGACAUUGUGAGUCAAUGGGAUGUUUUCGUUACGUUAACAAAAGUAUUAUUGUUUUGGCAAAUGAAUUGGUAAUGUUAGUGUGGAGGGAUACCGUUUGUAUGCUUUUCAACACGAGUGUAUUCUUGAUGGAAAUUGACAUAUUGAGAUUAAAGUAUGAUUGUGUGUUUAAAAAAAAUGA
Molecule: messenger RNA, 1937 nt
Organism: Syngnathus typhle (broad-nosed pipefish)
Lineage: Eukaryota; Metazoa; Chordata; Actinopteri; Syngnathiformes; Syngnathidae
Product: LHFPL tetraspan subfamily member 2a protein-like
Exons: 3
Coding region: 394-1047 (217 amino acids)
Cellular component (GO): membrane
Source: RefSeq, a predicted model, not a curated record